Molecule: messenger RNA, 1165 nt
Organism: Salvia splendens (bonfire salvia)
Lineage: Eukaryota; Viridiplantae; Streptophyta; Magnoliopsida; Lamiales; Lamiaceae
Product: nucleolar protein dao-5-like
Exons: 2
Coding region: 148-825 (225 amino acids)
Source: RefSeq, a predicted model, not a curated record
UCCAAACUGCAUUUUUCAUAGCAAGAAAUAGGACUCUCCUUCUUCCUUUCUGCAUGCGAUAGAUAUACUAAUUGUUAGCUAGAGAGGGAAAGAAAUAGAGAGAGAAGAGAAGUAAUUAAUUGCCAGCUUAAGCGUCUGAUCUUCACAAUGUCUGCGGCGGCGGCGGCGAGCGGCAGCGGAGGGAUGGACGGCGACGAUGACAAGAGGAAGAAGCUUGCUCUGCCCGCAGAUGCUCCAGAUCCAUUCAUUGAGAGUAGCGAUGAUGCUGAUGAUGAAUCUGCUCCAAUCGAGAAACCGGCUUCUCAACACCGCCGUCGGAAAUCAAAACCUGAUCCGAAAAGUAUUGGUAAGACCAGAACCGGAAAGAUUGGUAAGAAGCGCAUCACAAAACAUCCCAAAAUCCAAGAAGUUUUAAAUGAUAUUGAAGACAUUGAAACAAAAAUAUCAGAAGCACACACAGCUUUAGUAGCAAAAAGAGAGAGAUUAGAUGUUUUAAUCGACCAAAUGGCUGAGGAAGAAAAUAAAGAGGAAGAAGUGGACAAGAAGGAUACUGAUGAAAAAAAGAAGGCUACAGAUGAAAAAGAAGAAAAUGCUGAGAAAUCCAAAGGUGGAGCUUCUGGUUCUCAGUGUGACCACCCUAUGGCUGAAGCAGUCAACGACGAAGACAAGAAGGCUACAGAUGAAAAAGAAGAGAAUGCUGAGAAAUCCAAAGGUGGAGCUUCUGGUUCUGAUCAGUCUGACCAAUCUAUGCCUGAUGCCAACUUAUCUGAUGAUACGGCUCAUUACUCCAAGACGGAUGUAGUAAUGACGGACAAGAGUGAUUGAUCAGCUAGCCCAGGUCGUGACUCUAAGACUGAUGAGCAAAAUGGUGGAAAAAAGUGAUUGAUCACUACUCAGUUUUUCUCUUCUCUGCUGGUUUACAUAUGGUGAUUCUUACUAUCUGAACUUUGUUUUGAUCAUGCGUCAGGCAUGUGUUGGUGUUCCUUCAUUGUUUCAAACUUGAUGAUCAUUUUUUCUAGUUUGCAUUACUUCUACUGCUUUUGAUGCAGUUUGCUAUUCAUCUCAAUAUUAAAGCUUGUUCAGUGCAUCUUAUUCAGAUUAUGAAUGUUUGAUGUCAAGCUGUUUUCUCAUUGAUUAAAUGAUGAUAUGUGUAGUAGUCCUAGUC